GACCUCAAGUGACCUCUUCUGAUUGCAUCACAGAAAACAUGGCCGCCGCCAUGGACGAAAGAAUGUCUGAAAACGUCGCGAAUCAGCUGGACACUCUUCAUUCUAACCUCAAGUUAGUCACAGAACAACUCAAAGAAGGAGAAUCAAGACGACAAACUCCCGAGGAUUUCAGCCUACCAACUUUUUGGGAACGACUGAGUGCAACCUUCAAGAUCAUGUCUCACGAGGCCACCAAAAUGUGCCUGAUGUUCUCCAAACCACCAGUUCCUUCAGAGGAGGAGAGUAAAUCACUAAUACAAGGAGUAGAAAAGUCAGUUCUGGCCAUGAUCUCAACUUUCUACUCCUUACCAAAAGAUCAGGGUAUGACAUUAAGAAAGUCUGUCUGCCUGUCUGUGACGUCUGUUGUUGAUGAACUUCAAGAUCUAGUCAACCACAUCAUCAAAAAUGUGGGCAAAGGAUCUUCCUCCCAGCUCUUUGCCACAGGAAGUGUAUGGGAAUGCUGUGAGGACUUUUCAAAACUUCCUAAAGAUAACAAGGAAGCAGUGCUACUGAUCAUCAGAAACACAACUAGUCUUGUUCAAGAUGCACUACAGGAAAUUGAGGAGGCCAGAGACAAUGAUGCAAAUGUACCAGCACUAGAUCAACUACAGCUUGAGGACUCAGAAGAGGCAGACAACAGUGAACAGUCCUGGACAGAGUCUGACAAAUCCCUGAUGGCCCCCUGUCUGGGGCUGGUUAAAGCUGCCAAGGCCUGUCUGAAGAAAGUAUCUGGUGCUCUGAAGUCUGGUGGGAAAUGUGACACAGUGGACAGAAUAGCACAGUUGGAUGACAUUGCAGAUGUAGUAAAUCAAACAAGUCCUCAUGUUGAUGAUACAGUCUUGUCGCUGUACCCUCUUAUGGACCACUCUGCAGUCAGAACAAAUGCCUUGGCACUAUCUGGUGUACUCAAGAACCUUUUGGAUAUGGCAAAGUCCUCACAUUUCACCACAGAGGCUGACUCCUCGUGGCUACAGUUCCUACAGAAUGCUGUGGAUCAUAACGUGGACAAAGUCAGAGACCUUACACAGGAUCACAACUCUUCAUGAUCUAAUAAAUCAAAGAAAAACAGAUAUUUUAUUGUAUACAUGUAUAUGCUAUCUUGUGGCUGGGUGGAGAUACAUGUACAACAAGACUUCACUCAGGACCCAACUAAAUAAUUCCCAGUAUCAAGUAUACUGGUAGCUUGAUCUACAGAACACUGGCAAUUCAUUUCAACAUAACUUUGUUUCCUCUAAAAAUGUGUGCAAGUCAGAGGAAUCUGCUUCAAGUGUUCUUUUCAACAGAGUGUAUAUAAAAGACAUUAAUGUACUGUUGUGUAAAUGGAGGACAGCUGAGUCAGUAGAAGAUAUUGGAGGGAAAUGACUGUUGAAGAGAGUGGAGCUAAGAUAGGGAUGGAUAUCAGUCUACAGAAACAAUAAAGCUUUAAUUGAAAAUCAUGAU
Molecule: messenger RNA, 1479 nt
Organism: Branchiostoma belcheri (Belcher's lancelet)
Lineage: Eukaryota; Metazoa; Chordata; Leptocardii; Amphioxiformes; Branchiostomatidae
Product: cyclin-D1-binding protein 1 homolog
Exons: 11
Coding region: 39-1085 (348 amino acids)
Biological process (GO): regulation of cell cycle
Cellular component (GO): nucleus
Source: RefSeq, a predicted model, not a curated record